Messenger RNA from Chlamydomonas reinhardtii, 4965 nucleotides. RefSeq lists its product as uncharacterized. The transcript has 14 exons. The coding region runs from base 246 to 4055 and encodes 1269 amino acids. The record is from RefSeq and is a predicted model, not a curated record. NCBI's taxonomy places the organism in Eukaryota, Viridiplantae, Chlorophyta, Chlorophyceae, Chlamydomonadales, Chlamydomonadaceae. Gene Ontology annotation, biological process: regulation of ubiquitin-dependent protein catabolic process.
AUGAAACGCGCAGCGCCCGCUGUGCUUGAGCUCGGCACUGAAUUUGAAUGACAACCUGUGAUAGUUUCUUUCAUAUACUUAGGGCCCAGCGUACUUUUGUUCACCAAAUGCAAAACUGCGAGCGCUACUCGCACUGCUGCUGCAUGGAAUGCAGAUGCCAGGACCGCGCUUGACCCAAGUACAUAAGAAAAGCACGUCUAUCAUGUUUGCAUAGGUCUGCAGAGUCCCUGCGCUUCGGGGUCGGGAUGGCUGCAAACGCCCUGCCGGGGCUGCAGGCGCGCAGGCGGGUGGCACUGCUACUCGAGGAGGUGCAUGCAGACAGCAGUACCACCACGCAAACACGAAAGGCACUGGCGCUGUUGAAUGCGAAGCCGUCGGUCGACACGUACAUGUGGAAGGCCGGGUGGCGCCUCCGAUCGGUGUUCCGAGCCGUGAAGGGCAGACCUAAGGCGGAGGAGGACGACGGCACGGGGGCGGAGGCUGUGGCGGAGGCGGAGGCGGGCACGGAUGGGGCUGACCCGGAAGAUGGCCUGGAGCUUGCCGGGGUAGCUGAGGUGCCGUACGAGAACCAGCACGCGGGGCCCGUGGAGCUGCUGGCAGGUGCCCUGGCCAGCCACGCCACCGCUGCCCAACUGGACAAGCUGUGGGAUGCGCUGGAGUUGGCGGUGGAGGUUUCCAAGUCCGGGACGAUGGUGCUUGGGGGCCCCCGCCGGGAACACGUGUUCGGCCUGACAAGCCUGCGGGAGGAGGUGGGCCGCCUGCACGGCGUGCUGCAGGAGGUGGGUCGCCUGACACAUCGCGUGUUGGAUUUGGAGCCCCGGGCCCUGCGGCGUGUGUGCCUGCUACGGUCCGGCCACCCACAGAACUGCCGAUUCGGCACCGACGACAUAUGCCUGGGCCCACACACGUCACGCAGCAAGGGCGAUGGCGACAGCAGUGACCGCAGACAAAAUGGCGCCAGGGACAGCAAUAGUGAAAGCGAACGCGGGCGUCGCGAGGGCGGCGCCAGCAGUGCCGCGGGCCGCAGCGGUUGGCCUGCCAGGGCGGCCGAGGCAGCAGACUCAGAGGCACGGCUGGACGCGUACCCCACUGCCAGUGGAAGCGGGGAGAAGCAGCAGCCACAGAAGAAUGCCGCAGAGGGCGCUAGCGGCAGCAGCAGCGGCAGCUGUGGUGGUGGCGAGGACGGGGGCGGGGGUGACAGCCGCGGCGGUGUCACCGACCGCGACGGCGCCGCUGGAAAGCAUACGGGCCAAGUGGGAGGCGACGAUGACGUUGUGCUGAGCGACGAUGGGAACGCAGCUGCUGGCGGGGAGGCUUCGGAGGCGCAGGCAGAGGCGGAGGCUACAGAGGCGGAGCGACGGGCUUGGGAGGAGCGGGAGGCAGUGGUGAAGGCUACCGCCGGGUGGUGUCUGGGCUCCAUUGUGAUGCUGCUACACCAGGGUGUUGACUUCCGGGGUGUCAUGUACCGACUGUCGGGCUCCAAACUGCUGGGCGGCCUCCAGGACAUCGCCAGGACCUUGCAGUACCAGCUGCGCAAGACGGCGCAGCUGCAGGUGGGGGCGCCUGGCGAUGGCGGCGCCGGCGCCGGCGGCGGCGAGCGGACGCAGUCAGCGGUGUUGUUCGCGCACACGGUGCAUUUGCAACUGGUGCUCCUGCGCGAGCUCGCCAGCCAGCACGUGUCGCUGCAGCUGUUCGAAGUGCUCAACAGCUACUGCCGAGACGGCUGGCUGUCGACAACUGCGAAAGCCGCAGUUGCAACAGCCGCAGCUGCUGGCCCUGCACCCGCCGCGCCUGCCGCCCCUGCCGCGCCCCCUUCGCCGUGGGCGCAAAGCUCGCCGCGCGAGCUACUUUUGGAGCUAUACGCGCGGUCCACGUUGGAAAUAGAACUGCUGUCAUCGCGUCUCGUCAUGCGCCAAGCGAAAUUUCAGAACCUCGGAGCGCAAGCCGUACCUGAUAUCGAGCAGGCGGUGGAGCAGGCGGCAAAGCAGCAGAAAGCGACAACUAAGGAACUGGACCGACAGUUUUCCAGGCUGGGUCGCAUGCCGCUGCUGCACCAGCUGGCUCGCGCCGCGCUGACCGCCGAGUUGGACGUGAUGCGGGGCAGGGUCAGCGCCGCGCGGGACGCCUACAGAAAGGCGGCGAAACAGGCGGAGGUGGCGGCUGCGGUGGCAGCAGCUAGGGCUGGGGCUGGGGCUGGGGUCAGCGGCCCUGCGGCGGAGGCGGCGGAGGCGGCUGAGCAGCAGCGGCUGCAGGCGCGGCAACCGCUAGUGGUGGCGGAGGCGGAGCAGCACGUUCACGAGGUGCUGAUGAAGCUGUGUGACUGGCAGGACAAGGUGCGGCAGCAAAGCUGCGAGCGCCAGCGGCUGCGUCAGCAGCGCAGGGCGGCGACUAAGGCGGCGGUGACGGCGGCCGCGCUUGCCAUGGAGGCCGCAAGGCUUGACGAGCAAGACGGCGGCACUGCCUCGGUCGGGGCUGGGCAGGACGGCAAGGGCCUGAGCGAGAGGGCGCAGCUGCUAGACCGUAUGAUUCCCAGGCAUACACGUGGCGCCGGCGGCGUUGUGGAGCAGCAGGCGAACGGGGCUGGCGGCAGUGGCAGCGGCGGUUCAGACGGCGAUGAGUCGGACGACAGCGAUGAGGAAAGGGCGGAGUGCUGGAUGAACGCUGAGCGCGAUCCGCUGCGGCUUCGUGUGGAGCCUGGCAGCUUCACCGCCACAGAAGCUGCGAGCGGUGGGGCUCCUGUGCAUGCCACAGGGCUGCUGAGUGCCGACGGAAGCGUCAGCACCUUCACUCGGAUGGCGGCGCUGUCGGCGGACCACGUCCAGGGCCCCAGGUGGUGGAGCGACCAGUGGCAGAACCUCGUGUUGGCGUGGCCGUGCGGCGUCGUGCCGUGCACCUUCGGAAGCAUGGCGUUGUAUGGCGCGGACGAGAAGGGCGGCGAGGGCGGGCGACUGCCGGCAGAGGGAGCCCCGGCGGGAGCAGGGCCAGCGGCAGCGGCAACGGGCGGAGCAGGAGAAGCCGCAGGCGAGGGCGGUGGUGGAGGCGGGGGCUGCGGCGCGGCGGGCGUGCAGCCGGCGCGGCGGCGGCAGGACGCGGCUAAGCUGAUGAUGACCAGCAUUCAUAACCUUGUGUACGGCGUGGAGGAGGGCCUACCGUUUGUGGCCCUAGGGUCGUACACCCUGGCGCUGCUGCUGCGCCACCUGCUACAGCUGCAGUCGUCCCGCGCUACUCCGCAAGUGCUACAGCCCACAGCCAUCCGCGCACCCGGCCGGCACACGCGAGAGGACCCGCACUCGCUGCCGGAGGGCUCAGAGCCGUGUGUGGUCCUGGCACAGCUCGGAUACGUCCCAGAUUUCGGAAUCGACAAAAGGCCCCGCCCCGUGCGGGAGUACGUGCACGCAGCCUCCCCUGCUACAGCCGGCAGUAGCAGCUUCGCGGCGGCAAAGGCCAGCAGUGGCGGCAAGGGCGAUGGUGUUGGCCGCCAACAACAACAGGAACAGCGCCAACAGCUCACAAACGACUUGAGGACAUUCAUCUCAGAGAGCCUGGACGAGGACGGUUACGUGAAGCUGCUCUGCAUGUCGUGCGAGGAAGUUGCGGGCGCUGUGUUAGCCAUCAGCCAGGUACGGCAGGCGCGGCGGGCGGAGGCGGAGGCGCUCGCGGCUGUAGCGCACAGGGCGGCCCCAAAGGGCUUAGCAUCCUCGGGGGUGGCAGCUGCACGGCUCGACCAGCUCCGAAAAGAGAUUGGCUUCGCCGUGGUGAUUCCAUCCGAGACCAAGGUCAUUACCAGGAGCCCGUUGCUCAGCCUGAAGGUCAAGCCCGAUGACCCCAACUUUGACACCACUAUGGCCGGCGAGUUGAUGCUCAUGGUGAUGCUGCUGUCGGAGGUCGACGUCAAGGCCCGGCGCGUCAAGGCGUCGGUGAUGGAUCAGCUGGAGCUGGAGCGGGAGCUAGGCGGCUCAGUGGCCGUCGGCACGGGGCGGGGCCUAGCAGCUGCGGGCGCGUCAGGGGCACACGGCUCGGGGCGGGUGGGGCGGGUGGUGGGGCGGAGGGCCUAGCGCGAACAUGGCUGGCACGGCUACAGCCGCCAAGGCUGCUGCAGUCCAUCCCAGCUGGGGCUGAGCGCCCAGUGGGUGGCGCGGCUGGGCGACUGAUGGCGGCCCUGUCGGGGAUGGUGAGCUCAGCGGCGCGCGGCGCCCGCCGUGUGCCGUUGGCGCCGCCCGCCGUGUGCCGUUGGCGCUGGCGGCCGCCACGGUGAGCAGCGCGGGGGCAGGCGCGCUUUUGCUGCUACAUGUACCCAUCCCUGUGUGUGUGCGUGUGUGUGUGUGUGUGUGUGUGUGUGUGUGUGUGUGUGUGUGUGUGUGUGUGUGUGUGUGCGUGUGUUUGUGUGUGUGCGUGUGUGUGUGUGUGUGUGCGUGUGUGUGUGUGUGUGUGUGUGUGUGUGUGUGUGUGUGUGCAGGCAGGCAUAGCCUGACGUGUAGUGCCUAAGCGUGUGUUUGACCAUUGAAUUGAAGAAUGACAAGACACCUGAGUGAGUGUUAAAUGCAAAUGUAUGUUUGUGAGGAAGACGCGGACCGCGCACGGCGUUGUAGCACUAGGGUGGGUUAUUGUUUGGGCGGCUUCAUCGUGCGGCGGUCAAGACAAACAUGUAUGAUUGUGCGCUCCAGGGGCCGUGCAUGGGUUUGGGGGCUUGUGCUUGCUUUGCUUGUGCAUGUCUGAGCGCACGUGUGUGUAUUUCAUUUGCGUGCUCAAGAGCGGCUUGCCUGGAAGUUCUCUGGGAACUGUGGUUGCGUGAGUGAAGACAUUUGAGGGGGAACGAGGGCAUGGCACUCGGGGAAUACGGAAUCCGGACGCGGGGAAGGAGGUGUCAUCGUGCCAUGGCGGCGGGCAUUGUCGGUACUUGACUACGCUUGCAAGUCGAGAUACAGCAUUCUUCAACAUGCGAUGCAAAGUACAGCGCUGUUUACU